Molecule: messenger RNA, 1301 nt
Organism: Phyllopteryx taeniolatus (common seadragon)
Lineage: Eukaryota; Metazoa; Chordata; Actinopteri; Syngnathiformes; Syngnathidae
Gene: ndufaf2
Product: NADH:ubiquinone oxidoreductase complex assembly factor 2
Exons: 4
Coding region: 99-584 (161 amino acids)
Biological process (GO): mitochondrial respiratory chain complex I assembly
Cellular component (GO): membrane
Source: RefSeq, a predicted model, not a curated record
UUAUCUCCGCCUACCGGAACACUUACAUAAACAACCCCAUUGACGUGAAGGCUGCAAAAGGUGCACAGAAGACAACUAAAGCCUGUUUUCCUGUAAAUAUGAAUACAAUAGUCGGCGCUUUACGGAGGACGUUCGGCGUGGUACGCGAGCACGUCGGGACGGACCACAUGGGGAAUAAAUAUUACAUAGUCCCCGAACAGAAGACAUGGACAGGGAGACUCGUCCGUCCCAAGAGGAUGGUGGAGGCCUCGAAUCCCACAGAGUACAAAUCUAUGGAAGGCAGCAUACCCAUCGAGUGGGACGCUUGGAUUCGAGGUAGACGGAAGGAGCCUCCCUCCGUUGAGGAGCUGGCGAAGAACGAGGCCUACAGGGAGCAGAUCAAGCUGAAGGCCAGGGAUGUGGAGGAGAAAGACUUGGCCCUGAAAGCGAAGGAAAACAAGGAAGGCCUGGUGGCGACGCCGUCCAGCACUCUGGCCGCUGGCCAUGCGGCCGCCACCAGCUUUGGCAAGCGGGAGUUUAGCGAGGAGCCCACCAGCACUGCCAACACCUUCCAGCCGGGCUCCUGGCGCCCCAAUUCCAAAUAGGAAGCCUAAAGAGACGGCGGCAUGGACUGAGACUACUUGGCCAUAUAAUGCGGUCCAAUAGAAUGGCUGAUGGUUUUCAUACAGCUGUUGUGUUGGAUCUGUUUGAUUAUGCUGCUAAUGAAGUGGCAGGUUAGUCUAUUUAACGUGUAUGACAAUGCCAAGAGGAGUUUAAUCUUACCUUGUCACAAAAAUCUCAAUACAUAAAUUGGUACGGGAUAUUAUUCACACACUGACUUCAAAGCAUUAACGGUCCAUUUAAACUGAAACAGCAGCACCAAAAUGGAAAUAAUCUCUCUGAUUCAUUGAAGUGUGGAUUAUUACUACAUCUUGUAAAUGAGUUCCCAGCACAGUAUUAAAGAGUACAGUAUCUAUUUCUUAAGGCCACUUCUCCUUCAGUAAAUGUGACCAAAGGUCACUCAAGGGGGAAUGUGGAUGGAAGCCACAGUACCCAGAGAAAACCAGCAGAAGAACGGGGAGAACUUCACACAGGAAGCAUGUUAAAGCACAGACCUUGAAACGAGCUGGAACAUUUCUAAUUGGAAUCAGUAGUUUUACAGCUUUACAGAUACCCUCCUCCUGCAGAACAUAACUUGCAAACUCCGUAGGAGGGCCAGAGCCAAGAUUCAAACCCAGAUCUCUAUUCCAACAUGUUUCAUAGUAUCUAAGUCUAUUUGAUAAAAAUGUUAAUAUACUGCGAAUAUUGGCUAGUAAGGCCUC